Messenger RNA from Pseudonaja textilis, 2824 nucleotides. The record is from RefSeq and is a predicted model, not a curated record. NCBI's taxonomy places the organism in Eukaryota, Metazoa, Chordata, Lepidosauria, Squamata, Elapidae.
UGCUCAAUUGCUUCGGCUUGGGCGAGUUUGGCGUUUUUUGCUUCCUUCGCCCACUUUUUUUUUUUUUAGCACGGCUCCUACUUUUUCGAUUUUUGCUGAACGGAUUCAUCUAGAAAAGCAGAUAACCGAAGAGGUCACGAAUGAAUAGCGGGACGAUAAAAGUCAGUAGCAGAUAUCAACGCUAUGCUUUUUUGGCCCUUGCUUGCAAGAGGGAGGCGCGCUCAAACGGCUGGAAGUAGAGAAAGAGAAACAUGAAUUGGAUGCCACCAUUAGAGAAUUUGGCUCGUUUAUUUAGUGCUUGCAGGCAGCUGCACUCCCUGGCUUACCGAAAACAGUGGAAGUCUGUCCUGUCCUCUGCCUACCCCAUGUGUCCCAUUCAGCUGCAUCCGCUGCUCUGGCAUCCAGACACCACCUCACAAUUUAGGCUUUUUACCACCAAGGAGAGAGAGAAAUUGGGCAAAGUGAAAUUGAAACCUGUUCAGAUGAAAGCAAAGAAACAAGAGGUUGAGAUAAAGCGCACAAUGACUGUGGAGGAGCUUGCAAAAGCGAUGCAUAAGGAUAUAGAUCACAUAUAUGAAGCUCUGCUGAACACAGACAUAGAUUUAGAUUCACUAGAACCCGAUUCGGUCUUGGAAGUAAAUUGGAUCAAAGAUAUCAUUAAAAAAUCUGGCAUGCAGUACAAAUGGGCUGAACUGAAAGAAGAAAAAGUGAAAGAAAAUAAAGACGUGGUUAGAAGGCCUCUUCCAAAUCCAGCUUUAUUAACCCCCAGGCCUCCAGUUAUUACCGUAUUGGGCCAUGUUGAUCAUGGAAAAACUACAUUGCUUGAUAGCCUGCGAAAUACUAAUGUGGCAGCAAUGGAGGCAGGAAGUAUAACACAACACAUUGGUGCCUUUCUUGUGCAGUUGCCUUCCGGGGAGAAGGUAACAUUCUUGGAUACUCCUGGCCAUGCUGCCUUUUCAGCCAUGAGGGAAAGAGGUACACAUAUCACUGAUAUUGUUGUACUGGUGAUAGCUGCCGAUGAUGGUGUGAUGGAGCAAACUGUGGAAUCCAUUCAACACGCUAAAAAUGCUAAAGUUCCAAUCAUUGUUGCCAUCAAUAAAUGUGACAAACCUGAAGCUGAUCCUGAAAAAGUAAAGAAACAACUGCUGUCUCAUGAUAUUGUUUGUGAAGACUAUGGAGGAGAUGUUCAGGCUGUCCCUAUCUCUGCAUUAAAGAGCCAUAACUUGAUGAACUUAAAAGAGGCAAUUGUAACUCUUGCUGAGGUGAUGGAAUUGAAGGCAGAUAGCACAGGCCUUGUGGAAGGUAUUAUAAUAGAAUCUCGCACAGAUAAAGGGAAAGGUCCAGUGACCACUGCCAUUAUUCAAAGAGGCAGUCUGAGAAAGGGCUGUAUUUUGGUUGCUGGAGAAACCUGGGCCAAAGUACGACUGAUAUUUGAUGACAAUGGCAAAAUCAUGGAAAAUGCUUCACCUGGUUUGCCCACGGAGAUUGUGGGGUGGAAGGAGGUCCCUGCUGCAGGGGAAGAAAUCCUUGAAGUUGAAUCUGAGCAAAGGGCACAUGAAGUUGUUGAAUGGAGAAACUAUGUGAAACAGCAGGAAAAGAUCAAGAAAGAUCAAGAAAUUAUAGAAGAGAAGCAAAGGGCUCACCAGGAGGUCUACAAGAAGAAGCGAGAGGGUCUCAUGAACAUGAGCUGGAGAGAGAGAGUAUAUUUAACAAAGAAGAGCCAAAAGGAGUCCAUGACUAGGCAAUUUGAAAAAGAUAUUCAGAGUGACAAAAACAUGUUGCCUCUCAUUAUCAAAGGUGAUGUCGAUGGCUCUGUAGAAACCAUUUUGAAUAUUCUGAAAACCUAUGAUGCUGACGAAGAAUGUAUAUUAGAUGUGAUUCAUUGUGGAAUUGGGGAUAUUACUGAAAAUGACAUAAAUCUAGCAGAAUUGUUUAAAGGUAUCAUCUAUGGGUUCAAUGUUAAAGCACAUAAAUCUAUUCAGCAGUUGGCUGCCAAAAAGAAAGUAAAGGUGAAAAUACAUAAUAUCAUCUACCGGCUUGUGGAGGAUCUACAGGAAGAGCUCAGCAACACUUUGCCUCUUGGUGUAGAGGAGGAAGUGAUAGGAGAAGCUGCCGUUUUAGUCACCUUUGAAGUUGAUGUAGGAAAACAUAAAGUUCCAGUGGCUGGCUGCAGAGUACAGAAAGGACAACUAAACAAAAAAAUGAACUUCAAAUUAAUUCGCAAUGGAGAAUGUAUUUGGACAGGAUGCUUAUCGUCUCUGAAGCACCAUAAGGAAGAUAUUGUUAUUGCAAAGACUGGCAUGGAUUGUGGACUUAGUCUAAAUAAUAAUUUGAAGUUUGAAGUUGGAGAUGAAAUUGUUUGCUUCAGCCCAAAGGAAGUAAAGCAGAUAAUUUCUUGGGAGCCGGGAUUUUAAAUCAGAGUGACUAAAAUAUAGAGGCAAGAAAAUGAAUCUUCAUUCAAUAUCAUUCAAUCUUCAUUCAGUAUCAGACUAUAGAAUCUUUGGGAUAGUAGCUUACAUUGUACAAUUAACAGGAAUAUAUUUUAAACUUCUGCUGUUUCUAAUGUAAAAUUGGCUACAGAAAAUAGAAAAGUCUGCCAUUUCAGUAGAUAUAUGUGCUAUGAAAUAACAUUUUAAAACCUAAGUGUUCACUACAAGGAAAACCAAAACAUUACAUUUGUUAACUGCAAUUGUUUUUCAAUCAUUAUUAAAAAUGUUAGAUGAGGUGUUUUGCUAUCAAAAUUCUGCAUUAACACAAUUCUUCCAUAUAGACUAGUAUCUACACUUAUGGAUCCUGGGUUUUCUUAUUCAAUCUGCCUUUGAAU